AGCAGGGCUCAAAUUUCUCUGGACUUGUCACAAUCAGGUGCCAUGGCAGAGGAGGAAGAAGGCCCAAAGCCCAACAAGGCCAACGCCGAUGACGAAUUCCUGCGCCAUCCUGGCACUGGCGCCUUUUUCCGGAAUCCACUGCGAGAGAAGGCUGACAAGCCGAUCCUGAUGUCCUUGGGUGAGUAUGACUUCAACUGCCUGGACGAUGCCUUGCAAACUUGGCAUUGUGUGAGUAUGCCUGAAUCGGUCUUCCGCAAAACGGUGAUGGGCAAAGCCGCGAUCGAGCCAACGCCCCUGGAUACCAAGCAGAAAGCAGCGCUCCGCCGUCUGGAGCGUGUGACGGGAACCUAUGAAUUUGUGGUCACUGUGCGGAAGGCUCAAUUCGUGGCACCUCGCGGCCAUCGGCGACAUGCAGGUACAGUAAACCCACAGGCAGUCCACUUGGAGAAACUAUAUCUGGAUGUAGUUCCAGAACUGGACGGUUCGAGGUUGCGAGUGGAGUACAUUGGUGAUGGUUUGGUGGCAGCCUGGAAUCGGGCAAAUCCAUAUUUUGCUGUCCGCCUUGGGGACUGCAUCGUGAAAGUGGACGGCAAGACCAAUAAUCUGUUUGAUGCGAUAUCAUCGGCUGAGGACAUGCUCAAGCUGACUCUGCAGCGGGUGACAAAUCGAACGGCUUCAAAGGCAAGUGUCUACUCUGAGGAAGUGAUGCCAGGAGAAGUGCCGGGUGCUUGAGACAUCUUGAGACCAGAGUCGAGCCUCGCGCUUGCCUCGCAUGCGCUUGCCAUGUCGGCACGUCGGCCAUGGGGGCCUCUUUUGGUUUGCUUGGUAACCGCGCUAAACGCGCUGCUUGCCAUGGUUGGUGGCUUCAAAAGCAUCACUGACCGGGAAGCAAACCUCACUGGAACGAGAUUUUGCAAAAGCUUUC
Cladocopium goreaui is the source of this 925-nucleotide messenger RNA. The record is from the annotation of a GenBank genome assembly. NCBI's taxonomy places the organism in Eukaryota, Dinophyceae, Suessiales, Symbiodiniaceae.